This is a messenger RNA of Prorocentrum cordatum, 1275 nucleotides long. The record is from the annotation of a GenBank genome assembly. NCBI's taxonomy places the organism in Eukaryota, Dinophyceae, Prorocentrales, Prorocentraceae.
AUGCGGCCGACGAUCUUUCGGGAUCUUGUGGCGUGCAUCGUGUGCCUCCUGGUGUGCCUGUUUAUCUUCAGCGUGUGCCUGCUGCUCGUCCUGAUCCUGCUGACGUGCCUCCUGGGGGCCCUGCUCUUGACCACCCUGUGGUUCAGCAUCAUGCUCGUGUUGCCGUUCACCCUGAGCCUGCUGAUGGAUUCCCUGAUCGUUCCGUUGCCGCUGGAGAUGCCCAUCGGCCUCGUUGCCAGCCAGUUUGGUGUCAGCGCGACCGACAGGACGCUCGAGCUGACCCUGCGCUUCGACGAGUCGACUGGGACGGCCUACGCACAAAACUGUGUAGAGUACUGGUCAAUCUUCAAGUGCUGCAGGGCGGCAGGUCUCCAGCGUCUGCUGGGGCACGCGCCCGAGCAACCCGAGACCCCGCGCGGGCACGACCAGCGCAGCGAGCAGGCCGGCAAGCCGCCGAGGUCUGCGGGCGCGGCCCUGGCACCAAAGGCCGGCGGCGCGCAGAAGCCGCAGCAGAGGCCGGCCGUGCGCGCGGCGCCCCGGCGCAGCCAUGGCCGGCCGCCCGACGUCUGCCUCCAGUGCAGCCCGCCCGCCGCUGGCGCCCGUGGCCCUCGCGCUCCUGGCGCUGGGCGGCGGCGCGGCCGCGGCGCGCGUCCGCGGCGCCCACCCCGCCGUGGCCGCCGCGCCGGCAGGCCCGCAGGCUCUUCUGGUCGGCGCGGCCGUGAAUUGCGCGGUCUCUGCUGGGAACGUGUCCCGCGAGGGCUCCGCCGCGGGUGCCGCGCGAACAAGGCAUCUGCCCGUCCCCCCGGGCAACCUCAGGGAGUACCACGACGCGGCCCAGGGCUCCUCGCUCUUCCUCGAUGCGCUCCCCCCGCCCCGAUGGCCCCCGCCCGGCAGGACGACUGCGCGGGCGCCCUCGGGCCGCCGCCCUGCGCGGCGUUCGCCCUGGAGCCGGAGUGCUCCCCAGUUUGCGACGCCCUGGUGCCCGUUCACGAGUGCCUGGUGGAGGUCUCGGCGAACAGCACCCACGACUGCCACGCCAAGAUCCUUGGCGUGACCUCUACGGCGGAGUUUCCGCCCGGCGAUUGUCCAUACCGCUGACUCGGACGACAGGUGAUUUCGUGGCCGCGCAUCUGCGGGUGCAAGCAGCCUGCAGGGCCGCAGCGCUUGUGCAAAACCGCGCGGCUCGUCUGCUGGAAGAGGGCCUCGAACGGGUACCACAUGGGGCGCGCGGGAAAGAUCGGAAUGGAGCGCUGUGCGGAUGUGUGGCCGGUGCGG